Molecule: messenger RNA, 896 nt
Organism: Suillus clintonianus
Lineage: Eukaryota; Fungi; Basidiomycota; Agaricomycetes; Boletales; Suillaceae
Exons: 6
Coding region: 358-810 (150 amino acids)
Source: RefSeq, a predicted model, not a curated record
UCUCAUUCACUUACAUUCCGACUACCAUGUCCCAAUGGAUUCCCUUCGCCACUGUCACUCAGCAAUCUUCUCAACAGAAUGGCGCAUUGCCCCCAAUGCCUUCGACAUCACAACCUAUUCCACCUGCGCAGCCGACGAAUUUCCCUGAAGCAACAUGUAUCAGUGGAAGCGCUGGCAGCCGCGAGCUCUGGAAUUCGGUAUCGACAUUAUCGGUGAAGACAACAAGACCACCAUCCACCACAAAGUCGCUGCCCACGUAGAGGCCAUCCCAACAUCCGCCUCUCUUCCUCCCAACAUCCAGGCGAACUCCAGAAGAGCCAUGACACUGGCGCAGAACUGCACUCCCUGAGCUCUUCAAUGAAUGACAUUCACGACACGCUCAGUGGCUCGGUCCCAAAACCUACCACACUUCCCCCAAUUGCUCCCUCCCAUGCGUUCACAACAAGCCUCGACCACCUCUGCACCCACACCCGCAUCUGCCGCGCCCGCAAACCCAGAACCCCUGCACCUCCUCCCAUGCGUUCACAACAAGCCUCGACCACCUCUGCACCCACACCCGCAUCUGCCACGCCCGCAAACCCAGAACCCCUGCACCUCCUCCCAUGCAUUCACAACAAGCCUCGACCACCUCUGCACACACCCGCAUCUGUCGCACCCGCAAACUCAGAACCCCUGCACCUCCCCCAGAGCACCCUGGCCUUUCUCCUUCGAGCUCGAGUCAUGCUGACUCAAGUCGUUGCCCACUCUUCGCAGUAUGAUCCUCGCAAGCCACAUCGACAAGGAUUCGCAUUUACAAUACGCGGGUAUUGAGUCUAUAAUGUUGCAAUACCUAUUUACAGUAGCGAUUGUAUUAUGUAUUUGGAUAGUAUUGCAAUUUAAAAAAAUUGAUUUCAAGC